This is a messenger RNA of Paramecium octaurelia, 1485 nucleotides long. The record is from the annotation of a GenBank genome assembly. NCBI's taxonomy places the organism in Eukaryota, Ciliophora, Oligohymenophorea, Peniculida, Parameciidae.
AAAUCUAAAUGUAAAUGAUUUAGCAGUGCCUUGUAUUCCUAUCUUUGAUUCUUAUCGCUCUCUCAUAGGAUUGUCUGGAUUAGGAUGGGAAUCCAGUAGAUUGGUGGUUCAUUUUAAAAAUGCCAUAUAGCAGAAAAAAUGGAUGGUCAGGUAUCUUAGAGAUUGAUAUUUUUAGGUCUUCAUUACUUUUAUUGUGAUAGCGUUAACAAUUGUGAUGACUUCGAUCUCCAAUAGGAUGAUUUAGAUUCAGAGGAAUCCCCUCUGAUCAGGACGAUAAGUCCUAUUAAUUUUAAGGAGAAAGAUGUUCUUAGUAUGUUAUGGAGUGAUUAGCCUUAAGAAGGUGUAGAUUACUCUAAUAAUGCUCAUUCAAAGGGUAUAAUGAGGGCAAGUUUGAACGGAAAUAAUAAAGCUUUCAUAAUAUCUCAUUCAACACCAAGAUUCCCAAAGUUAAAUAGUGAAGGAGAGUAAUUAAUUUUUUUACUAUAUUUAUUAGAAUUGAUAAUGAAGUUGAUGACAAUUUUCAUAGAAAUGGGCAACAUUUCUUGUGUUUAUCUACAACAACUAGUGAUAUAAAUGAACAUUUAGCAGAAUUAUAUAUAGAAGCAGAAAUUAGUAUAUAUUAACAUAGUGCAACACCUGAUAAAGGUGUCAAAUUUAAUGAAUUUGAACAUUUGGUUGAUUUAUGGGCAACUAGAAGAUCUUCGAGAAAGUCAGGUGCUUCUGCUUAUAAAAAAUCUGUAAUAAAAUUCUGAAUAUUAAAGACUGAGUUGAAAAAGUAAUUGACUUUUGAAACAAGAGGUGGAUAAUCUUUUGAAAUUUUUUCAAAAAAUGAGAACUAUAAAAAAGAUUUUUAUGCAGAAGUUGUAGCACCUCAUUUAAAAUAAGAUUUUGUGUUAGAAUCGUGGGUGAGACAAUACAAAGUAAAAGGAUUAUAGGAAGCAGAUUGUGAUAAUAAAUAUAAAACAUUUUCAAAUGAAGUUGUAAAAUAUACAGGAACCUAUGACGAUGAACUAAUAGAGUUUGAAUAUAGAUACACUAAAGAUCAUUCAAAGUAUGGAAUAACACUUCCUAAAGAUUCUGGAUCUGGUUCAGCAGGUGCCUCAUUUAUCACAAAUACAUAACACACUUUAUAAGGUUAAAUACUUGCAAGCAACGAACACUCAAGAAAAAGAGAGGGAUAGGUUUUUCUUGAAGGUGAUGAUGAUAAAAUGCUUAGAAGAAAAAGAUAAAGAGAUGAAGAAGAAGAAGUUUCAGUUUCUGAUGAACGAACCACUGAAAAGAGAAGAAGAAAAGAUGGUAAGACUUCAUCCAAAAAACUGAAGGUGAUUCAUGAAAAAUACGUUUGUAUCAGUGAUUUAAAUAGACAGCCAUCUCAGUGGGAAAGGGGAGGACUUGUCUAUUGCUUUUACAAUGAAGGAUUGUGGAAGAUUAUAAAAGAAGCAUUUAUAGGGGUACAAACCUGUUGAUGAUUGAUUUACAUACAAG